AUGGCUACUGCUCCUGCAUACGAACGUUCAGACAGUGUCGACCCGGAGGUCGUUGCUAAAACUUCCUUCACAACACUUCCUGUAAGAGUCAGUAAAAUCGCAUCCGUGCAUAAUCGCUACUCAGAGGAGAUUUUAAAAGAGUGGAACGAGAAGGUUGGGAAGGUGAUUGAAGGAACAACGAUUUCAGACAGAAAUGGACCUCAUUCUUUGGCAGUGGGUUACCCUGAAGCUCUUGAAGAACGAAUCAAACCACUUGUAGAAUGCAUAGAAUUGGCGCUUCUCCACGACGAUAUUGUGGAUACCUUGGAACCAGCUUUGGCCACACUGGUUAAUGGUAGUCGUUUUGACGGCUCCGUGCUUUAUACGAGAACCCAGGAAAUGGCUCGGAAGACAAGGGCCAAGAAACAAUUAGAGUCCAGGAACUUGUGGGACUUUCUGAAUAUCGAUCGAGAUCAUGGAAAGAUUCUGAUUAAAUCCUGGCAAAACUACCACGAUACCUCAAGCGGAAAUCGAGCACCCGAUUCAUUUCAUAAUUUUGCUGACUGGCUCGAAUAUCGAGUUAUUGACAUCGCAGCUUGGCCUUCCCUUGAAUUAGCAUGCUAUGGAUCCAGAAUCAACCCUUCCCAAAGCGACAGAGCCUCUGUUGAACAUGUCAUGUGUCCUCUCUUCGAAGUGUACGCACUUACAAAUGACUUUUACAGCUUCGAUAAGGAGUAUGCCUCAUAUCACCGAGAGGGCACCAAAAAUGGAAUUCCUAAUAGUGUCUGGUUUUUAAUGCGAGACUACAAUAUUUCGACUGCCGAAGCCAAAACAAAAGUGAUUGACUUGAUAUUGUCGAAAGAAGGGGAGUAUCAUAGAAAGAGGAGAGAGCUGGAAACCUCAGGAAAGGAGAUUUCUACAGAAGCAUGGCAAUAUCUGGAUCAUGCGGUGUUUAUGGUUUCGGGUGUCUCUUACUGGAGCUCUUUCUGUGAACGCUAUCAAGGUGACCCUUCUAGAGCACCCACAUCGGGAGAAGAAUGGAUUGUCAAUGAACACGACAAACAGGCUACAGACACCAAGUCUGAAACACAAGAUCGUCAUGAGAAAUUGGCUCUAGACUCUUCACAGAUUGAAGAGCGGCCAUGUUUACAAGCCGAUGUAUCCCUUGAAACCAUUCAUUUACCAAUUUCGGAAGAGACUGUAAUGGCGCCAUAUAAUUAUCUCUCAUCUUUACCGUCGAAGCAUAUCACAGCCAAAGUUAUUGAAGCGCUCAAUGUGUGGUAUGAGGUACCCGAAAUUCAGCUUUCGAUCAUCAAGAACAUUCUGCGGCUCCUGCACAGCUCCUCACUGAUGCUUGAUGAUAUCGAAGAUGGUUCAUUACUUCGACGAGGAAAACCAGCUACACAUACCAUAUUCGGUAUCGCGCAAACCAUCAACUCUGCUAAUUAUCUGUACACCCUUGCGCUCGAAGACGUUGCAAAGUUAUGUCCAGCAGCAACCACUCCUUUUGUGACGGAACUCAAGGAUCUUCACCGAGGACAAAGCAUGGACUUGUAUUGGACACACACCGUCUCAUGUCCAACAGAAGAAGAAUACUACAGAAUGAUCGACCACAAAACUGGGGGGUUCUUUCGGCUGCUGUGUAAACUUAUGGAUGCCGAGUCGGAGGUAAAGCUUCUUCCGAAAGCUCUCCCAUCGUCUGGUUGCAACUCAGAGCUGGACAAAGAAUUUCCCAUGCACAACUUGAUCACCCUAAUAGGCCGCUUCUUCCAAAUCCGCGAUGACUACCAAAACCUCUGCUCACCAGACUACACAAAACAAAAAGGCUUCUGCGAGGACCUAGAUGAAGGCAAAUACUCACUCCCUCUCAUCCACGCUCUUGUCCAGACGAAUAUCAAAACGCAGAUCGAGAAGGUUUUGCUGGAACGGAAACAACAAGGCAGUAUGACGCUUGAGAUGAAGAAAUUCGUGCUUGGGGAGAUGGAGAGGUGUGGGAGUUUGGCGUAUACGAAGGGUGUUGCGGACGGGCUUGUGGAGAGAAUUGAGGCGGAGAUUAGGGGGAUUGAGGGGGUGAGGGGUGAGAAUUGGAUUUUGAGGUUGUUUGUGGAGAUGUUGAGGUUGUGA
Glarea lozoyensis ATCC 20868 is the source of this 2103-nucleotide messenger RNA. Its product is annotated as Terpenoid synthase. The coding region runs from base 1 to 2103 and encodes 700 amino acids. The record is from RefSeq and is a predicted model, not a curated record. Gene Ontology annotation, molecular function: prenyltransferase activity. Lineage: Eukaryota; Fungi; Ascomycota; Leotiomycetes; Helotiales; Helotiaceae. The transcript is spliced from 6 exons. Gene Ontology annotation, biological process: isoprenoid biosynthetic process.